AUGGGUGUUCUCAACUCAAGGGUUGCCAAGGGGGAGAAAUCUAAUGAGGGAAAUAUACAGCCCAAUGAGUUGGGUCCAUCCGGAAAUGCGAUUUAUGAAGAUGGACUAAGCGAGAAUGGGCCGAACGACAUAGGUAAUGGCGGAUCCGAUUCAGGGGGAGAUGGGCAAAACGGUAGUGAAGCCCAAACAGAUAGUACACCAACAGAUAGUACAACGAGCCCGAUACCAAGCGAGUCUGAUCCAAGCGAGCCUGUUAACGAGCCUCAUCCAAGCGAGUCUGAUCCAAACACGUCGCAAGGUAUGUUUUUUAAUGAGAACUCUAACGUGUAUGGUGAAGUUGUGGGUGAACAGGAACAUGAGACACCUGCGUCUAGGUAUCCAGUUAGACGUAAUAGAGGGGUACCACGUAAACAAUAUCAACCGGAUCUAACAUCGAAGUCUCGAUAUCCGAUCAAUAACUUUGUCUCGACGGCCAAGCUAGCCGACACUCAACGUUGCAUGGUGGAAGAGUUAUCAUCCGUGGUGAUUCCGAAAAACAUACAAGACGCAAUGAAACACCCUGAAUGGAGAAAAGCGGUGUCUGAAGAGAGCUUGUAUCUGGAGAACACUGUGUUGACAGCUGAAGCUCGCAAAUCCUUGUUUUUCUCCAAUCUAAAUGAUUGCAUUGAUGAUGAAGGCUUGACCCUACGUGAUGUUCGUUUGCUAUUCCUUCCGGUUGUCCGUGAUUUCCAUAUUUUCUUAUUUGUAAUUGACCUUCAGCAACCAUCCUUCACCAUUAUUGACAACAUCAGACAAGAUGAUACACACCAAGUUGCAUAUGGUGUUUUGCCAGAUCUCGUGCAUUCAUACAUGACUGAUUACUUGCGUUCCAUGCAACAUCACGUUUCUGAAACAUUUGCGAAUGUGCCCAUACAAAUACUUCAACUUCCAUGGGAAACAAUCAACAAUAGCACUGACUGUGGUGUCUUCACUAUGCGCCACAUGGAAACAUUCAUGGGGGACAAUGUAAAGGCUUUUAAAGCUGGCUUCAAACCGGAAUCUGUUGCACAAAAAAAACAACUGGAUAAGCUAAGGGUCUUAUAUCUUUGCAAAAUCCUUACUUAA
Molecule: messenger RNA, 1104 nt
Organism: Lactuca saligna
Lineage: Eukaryota; Viridiplantae; Streptophyta; Magnoliopsida; Asterales; Asteraceae
Source: the annotation of a GenBank genome assembly